Messenger RNA from Cryptotermes secundus, 2241 nucleotides. RefSeq names its product GA-binding protein subunit beta-1 (gene Atac3). Gene Ontology annotation, molecular function: protein binding; transcription cis-regulatory region binding. NCBI's taxonomy places the organism in Eukaryota, Metazoa, Arthropoda, Insecta, Blattodea, Kalotermitidae. Gene Ontology annotation, cellular component: nucleus. Bases 142 to 1614 code for a protein of 490 amino acids. The record is from RefSeq and is a predicted model, not a curated record. The transcript is spliced from 9 exons. Gene Ontology annotation, biological process: positive regulation of transcription by RNA polymerase II.
CAUUUUGAAGGCUGUGACAUGGUGAAAGGAUUGUUUUGAUGUGUUGGCAGGUUGCAUCGACUGCGAAUACAGGUGAAAAAUGAUUUAAAGAAAUCUAGGACUCUGGUACUUACCUCUUUCGACUAUAGUUCAGGCUACAACAUGCAAGCAAUAAUGGCUACUGAAGAAGUUGAAUCCUUAGACCCAACCAUGCUCAUCCCAACUUAUAACAGCAAAUGUGUGGCAAUUCGGAACUUGGAUGUUUCUGGCAAUGUCACAACGGUGCGUCCAUGUGCUCCUGCACUCUCAUUGGUUGAACUGGGGAAGAAACUGCUACUGAGUGCCAAGGAAGGUGACACAGAUCAAGUGCGACUUCUCAUGAGCAAAGGUGCACCUUUCACUACUGACUGGCUGGGAACCAGCCCACUCCAUCUUGCAGCUCAGUAUGGUCACGUCAGUACUGCUGAAGUACUCCUGCGGGCUGGGAUAUCACGUGAUGCUAGAACAAAAGUUGAACGAACACCACUCCACAUUGCAGCUCAGGAAGGAAACACCGCCAUUGUACGUUUGUUGCUAUCCCAUGGAGCAGAAGUGGACUCAAAAGACAUGCUGCGUAUGACUCCACUACACUGGGCGGUGGAGCGUGAGCAUGUGGACACAGUGGAGGUGCUUUUACAGAAUUAUGCUAACCCCCAUGAUGUUAACAAGUUUGACAAAACUGCAUUCCACAUUGCACUUGACAACAAUCGUCACGACAUUGUGCAACUGCUUCAGUCUGCUGCAGAACGAUUGAAACCUUUACAAUCACUCUCAGCUUCAGCUAGCCAGCAGGCUAUGGAGGACGCGACGCUAGCUGCCACUCAGAGUCUCGCAAUUGAAUUAGCACAGGUGCCCACCCCUGCCCAUCAGGAAGAGGUCCAAACUUCUACCACAACCUCUUCCACUGCAGAAAUAGUAUCAUCACGGUCAAGCCCGGUGGAGAGGCGAGAGGUACUGGCACAGUUCCCGAAGAAGGCUAGGACAUCAGUUAAUACAGAAGGCUCUUCACACCAAAAGAGACAUCAAGGUAGUGCUACACUGAAACUUCUACAAGCGCAUGGUAUUACGAUGUUACCUGCAGACGAGACCACACUUGUAGCCUCAGCUGUGGAGAGUGGUCAGACUGUGGUGCUGACAGAAGCAGGAAAGUUGGCCUUAAAUCUCACACAAGAGAACACAAGCAACACAGGUUAUUCUAAGACCACAACUGGUAACACAGCAGCUAUUGUAUCCCGCAAAGCCACGCCCAUAACACUCCCAGCUACAGCAAAGAAGAAAGUUAUUACUAUACGUGCAGGACAGAUCAUUGGCAAGAGUGGACCCAACAUUCUGAAACGGGUUGAUCCUGAUAGUCUCAGUGGUCCUCCUGCUAAAUUACUGGUGACUAGAGCAGGCGUACCCGUCUCCACUGCUUCAAAAAAUACAAUGAAUGCUAUGACAUUGUCAGUAUCUAAUGUAAACGAGUUGGCAACCAUCACACGGCAACUGCAGGAAGCACGGAGAGAGGCAGAAGAAUACAAAAAGCUGUAUAGUCGUAAGGAACGUGAAGCCGAGGAGUACAAACAGCAGUUGCAGAACAUGACACAAGCAAAAUAGCGGCAGGCGUAGAACUAGAGGAGAACUGUGCACGUGUAUGGACCACUUCAAGUUGGUGUGCUGUUUACAUCAAGUACCGACAUCACUACAGAAUGCAUUCACCACAUACUUCCUCUAGUUCUACCAAUAUGUUACACAUGGUGUAGUUUUACAAAUAAAGUUAUGAUUGCCGUGUGGCUGGCAGAAAUUGAACGAUCCUUCAGUUUCAGUGAUAUGAAUUGUGGACUUAUCAUUCCAUAACAUGUGAAAGACAUUUUGUUGAAAUAUCGUGUUUCUUGUUAUAAGUUGUACAGCGUUCCCAGUCAUAACAAUUCAGAAGACAACCCUCACACCUCUUCACUUUUUAAAUGCUGUGAAUCGAUUUAAGUGAACCUCACCAUUUGGUGAGUUUGAUUAUACACUUCAGUAAAGAGAAGUAAACUGAUGAAGUUUAAAUAUAUUUUUGUCUUUUUUGGAAUAUUUGACACACAAAUGUUUUCUCUACACAUCAUUUUCAAAAUCAUGUGCAUUGCAUCAAGUAUCUAAGUUACAUUUAUUUUAGAAAUUAUUCUUGGAUGUAGAAUGAUUUAUUGGUUUUGGAAAGUAACAGAGCAAUAUAUACCAAAGUGAUGCCAUAAUAUCUGAUGA